Messenger RNA from Dreissena polymorpha, 2446 nucleotides. RefSeq lists its product as uncharacterized. NCBI's taxonomy places the organism in Eukaryota, Metazoa, Mollusca, Bivalvia, Myida, Dreissenidae. The transcript has 8 exons. Gene Ontology annotation, biological process: signal transduction. The record is from RefSeq and is a predicted model, not a curated record. Gene Ontology annotation, molecular function: protein binding. Bases 143 to 2212 code for a protein of 689 amino acids.
CCCGUAGUUGUUGUUAUUGAACACAUGUUGGUUUUAAUAAUCGCAUACUAUAUUUGCAGAACAAAAGAAGAGUAUACGAGAAUGCAUUAGAAAGUUGCGAGAGAACGACACAUUCUGAUAUAUAAAUAUGUUAUAACAACAAAUGGGGAACGCCUCCGGACGUCGAUGUAUAGAUUGUGGUGUCCAUGCGUCAUACCCUUCGCUUUGUUCAGCAUGUUCCAAAUGUUGUCAGCCAAGCGAGAAUUCAUGGACACGAAAAGACAGGACAAGGAACAAUUUGUUAGCUGAAUGUAAUAAAACAAAUAUUAUUGUGGAAGCUUCUUUGGAUAGUUACAUGACUGAACAAAUAGUGUUGGUAAAACCCGAUAAAGAUGUGCAGGCAAUCAAUGAGGUUCCAGAUGACCCAGAUAGUAUACAUACUCUUGAGUUUCUUGAUGGUAUGAAUGAGAAAAAUGAUGAUUGGUCGACGCUACUUGCUCAUUUACUUAGUAUUACAAAGAAGGACGACCGUGUAAUAUACAUUCUUAUGGAGAAGAAUGUAGACGCUAAGUUCGAAAUGUUUAUAGAAACGCAUCACAUAAAUGAUGUUUUGGAAAUGAACACAUUUCCAAACAAAGAAGCUGAUAGUGUACCAAUUAAAUUACAAACCAUUUGGUCAACUGUGAAAAGGUUUUUGAUGUUGUUUUGGAUUUGCUGUGAUACAAAUGUUAACUUUUGUCAAUACACGUUAAGCUCAACCAUGUUUUAUUUUCUUAUGAAUAAUCUAAAGAGUUUGGCUUUAAAAUCAUAUCAUGAACACGAAGUGUGUUUAUUUACUGUUAAAGCAGCUCUUGGCAUAAUACACAAUAUCACUAGGCACUUGCCAAACAGUAAAAUACUGUUACGGUCAGAAAAUGCAGUUUCAACUGUGCAUCCAUAUCUGAAAAGCAAGAUUGCAAUGGUCAGGAUAAAAUCACUCAUGAUUUUGUCAUUUAUUCUGAGCGAACAUGAAAAUGUGAUGAUAAAUACCGAAGAUGAAAAUUUUGUAUUCAUCUUUGAAGUGCUAGCAGACGCCUUGAAAAAUAAUGACCACAAGACCGCUAAAUUUGGCAUGAGUGCGAUUGAAAUUCUGAAGGGAUUAAACCAAUUGGCUGUUAACGAUGAAAACAAAUUGAGGAUGGUCAGCAACGGUGUCCUUGAGCUGUUUGAAGUAUUGUUGCUGAGAGGUUUUCUGGAAGAGGUCAAGGUUACCAUAGUAACCUUGUGGAGCCUUUCGUUCCAUCACUACAACAAGUCGAAAAUGAAAAAGUGUCCACACAUUGUUAAAAAACUGCAAGAAUUAAAAUGUCAUCCGGAUACCGAAAUAAGUCAUGCUGCCAGAGGAACUGUUUGGGAAUUAAUGAAUAUGAAAGUCAGUUCAACAACUUUAAGAUGGUCGUCAAAUACUUCAUCAGAGAAUGACCCGUGGAAGCCUCAUAUUAUGAUCAGCUACCAAUGGGACUCGCAGAACAUCAUGUUAAGGGUCAAGGACCGCCUUAAACAGGCAGGUUACAAAGUCUGGAUGGAUGUGGAACACAUGACUGGGUCUACACUAGAGGCAAUGGCACUGGCGGUAGAGAAGGCUGCGGUGGUGCUGCUGUGCAUGUCACAGAAGUACAAGGAGAGUCCAAACUGUCGAACUGAGGCUGAAUAUGUUUAUCGUCUGCGGAAGGACUUUAUUCCCUUGCGCGUUCAGGAAGGCUACGUGGCAGACGGAUGGCUGGGCAUUUUGGCAGGAACGAGACUGUAUUUUGACUUCUACUCGGAGCCAAUGGUAGAUGUCCAGAUCCCAAGACUGGUGCGGGAACUCAAUGGAAGAGGGCUUAUUAAUCCAACGAUGAAAGAUUUACCAGAUUCAGCUAUUACGUCGUCACCUAGACGACCGGAGCAACUAACAGCUACACCAAUCCCUACACGCAUACACAGAGAAUUGGACUCGGACCUGCUCAGACUGCCUACCGUAAUGAGUCAUCUGUCCCCAUGGAGUGAGACAGAGGUCAAGCAAUGGCUUCUGUCUGUUGGUCUCGACGAGUAUAUAGAAAGUUUUUCUGGCAUGACUGGCACACUGCUAAAAGAAUUACGGACGAUUCAAUCAACUGCCCCGGAGUCUUUCAUCGCAAUUCUGAAGAACGAUUAUCGGCUGCCCAUCCUGGCUCUCCUAACAUUUUCUCGAAGUUUACGAAGUCUUGAAUAACCCAUAAACUCAAAUGUUUUUGAUACGUUUUUAUAACAGGUGUACCUGUUAGAUCGUUUAAUUAUGUGAUAGUGACUAAGGUCAAUAAUAAACAAAACAUUUAAUGAAUAAAACGUUCCAAUUAUUUGUUUUGUAGGAAAUGACACAUGCUUAAAUAUGGUGUUUCUAACAAUACGUAUUCAGAAAGUAAAUACGCGAUGUGGAUUACGCUAUACUAUAAAAUAUACAAAUUUA